This is a messenger RNA of Paramecium sonneborni, 3509 nucleotides long. Lineage: Eukaryota; Ciliophora; Oligohymenophorea; Peniculida; Parameciidae. The record is from the annotation of a GenBank genome assembly.
AUGUAAGUCUUAAUUAAUUCAAUCUAUGAAUCCACUGGAGAUACCAGAAUUGAAUUAAUUAAUUUAAUGCAAGAUGACAUUAAAACAAAGAAGGUCCUUGUUUUAGGUGACUUAAGCAGAGUUUUUGUUAUGAUAAAUUAAAUGCUUAUGGACACAAAUAAAUAAGUGAUCUUAGCUACACAUGGAUUACUGUUAUCUGUAUUUCUAUUAAACUUAUAUCAAGUUAAUUGAUUAUUUAUUACCUGCAGAAUUAGAAGGAGGAUUAAAACUCUUUCAAAAUUAACUUAUACAUAAUCUAGCUGAUAGUGAUAGACAUAUAAGAAAAUCAACUAAAUCCAUAUUUCUUAAAUUUAUUACUAAAACUAGAAAUUCAGAAUAAGUCUUAGAACUCUUAAGUGAUUCUUUUAAAAACAAAAACUUUUACAUUAGAGAAAGAUCUAUAAAUUUAAUUCCUGACAUAUUUAUAGCAGAUAAAUCAAUAUUCUGCAAUAGAACUGGGUAGACUUGUAAAUUUAUUUAGAAUUAAUGAAGUGAGAAAAGUUAUUGAAUGUAUUAUAAUUCAUUUAAACGAUGUUAAUGAAUCCGUCAGAAAAGCAAGUAAAAAAGUAAUACAGAAUCUUAAAAAUAUUGAAAAUUUUGAAUUAGUUUAUAGAAGAUUAGCAAUCUAACAUUAAAAUAUUGUAGAUAAAAUACAAUAAGAAAUGCCACCAAAAAUUGAUAAGUUUAUUGAAUUGAAUUUUAAAAUUCAAGAACAAACAGACCCUUUAAUUGAUUAAUUUAUACCUUUUGAAUUUAUUGCUAAAAAAAAUCUCACAAUCGAUGAUUUUCCUUAAGAUUUAAAAACAUAAUUAUAUUUUGGUUUUUUACCAAAGGAAAUAUUAUAAGACACAUUAAACUAAAAAGAUCUAACAAUAAGAGAAAGAGGAAUUACAGAAUUAAAUAUGUAGUUUUUUGAAAAUGAAAGUGAACAAUAAAAUUAUGAUUCAAAAAUAAUUGAUAAAAUUGUUAAGGGAAGCUUUAUGCCAUCAUUCUUUAAAUACAUAUCUUCAUUAUUUUUUAGUUAAGAUAAGAAAAUAAUAUUAAUGAUCUUAAAUAUAAUAGGUAAAGUAAUGUAAGUACCAGGUGUUCAAGUUAAUGUUUAUUUGCCAUUAUGUUUACCAGGAUUAAUUUAAUGUUUAAAGGAUGAAAGAGUAAUAAUCAGAUAAAAGUCCCUUUUUUUAUUAAAGAAAUUGACUAAUUAUAUUAGUAAAAAAUAAUAUUUUUAGAACUUAAUUUAUUUUAUAGAGUAAUAAAUGGAUAAUUGGCAUUAGAAGGAAGAAUUAAUAAAUUUGAUUUCAUAUUUAGUAUUGAUGAUUCAUCCAAAUGAAUAAUGGUUUUAUGGAAUAGAUUUAAAAGAGAUGUAAAUAAAAUAAGAAAAAAAAAUGGUUGAAGAAUAAUCAUUUAAUUUAAGAGAAGUUGAUUUUAAAAAGAGUUUAAUAGUAAUUGCUUCAUAUUUAAAUGAUUCUAUAGCUAAAGUUAAAUAUGCUGCAUUAGAAUGUUUAAGUUUAUUGGCUUAUUUAGAUAAGAAACAUUUGGAAUAUUUGCAUGAAGUAUUGAAUAAUUAAGUUUAUGAAAAAUUAAAUGAUAAAGUUGAUAAUGGAAUUGUAUAUUUUAUAAAUGAUAAUGGAAAUUUAGAAUUACCUUAAAUUAAUAUAAAAAAAUUAGAGGAAUAAAAAAUAUAAUCAUAAAUGAAAUUAUCAAUUGUUGAAUCAGUGUAAAUUGAACCAAAACCUUAGACUCCAAUAGAAUCAGAAAAAUCAGAAGAAAGUCAUUAUAAAGUAACAUAUUAUUAUGAUAAAUUUCCAAUGUCUUUAAAUGACAAAAUAAUAAAAUCUAAUGCUUCUAUAGAUAGUUUAUUUGCAUCAGAACAUAAAAAUAAUUAAGGAACAAAAUAUGAUAUGGUUAUUCCAAUAGGAUAAUUUUAAUAAACAAAAGCUAAUGAAUAAUUUAAAUUGAUAAACUCUAAUAUAUAUUUAGAAAAAGAAAGAGUAGAUGAUAAUUAAUAUGAAGAUGAAAUUAUGCAUUCAGAAGAAGAGGAAUUAUAAUCUAUUGAAUUUGAAUAUCCAACACGUACUUUAAAAUAUAGAGGUCAUGCUCCAGAAUAAAUUACAAAAUCUAAAUAUUAACCAAUCGAUGAUAUUAAAUCUAGAGUUUAACAUACUAUUAAAUAAUUAAAUGAAGACAUUAAUGUAGAUUUACAAAUACCUAAAGUAAUUAAAGCUAAUGUAGGAGCUUAUUCUGGAUAUAAAUUUGAAGUAGAAGAAGAUGAAGAUGAUGAAGAAAUAUUUAUUGAUACAAAAUAAAUAAAAUAAUAACAUAAAUAAUUAUAAUUUAAUUAGGAAGAAGUUAUAAUAAAUAAUGAAUAAAAAACAACAGAAAACAUCACUAAUAUUUAAAUAGAAUAAGUAUAAGACAUAAUUAAAAAUUAAUAACUAAUAUAUACACCAGAGUAACGUUAUUAAAAAAGGUUAGAUGAAUUUUUAUUAUCUUUUGAAGAAAGAGAUGGUAAAAAUAAAGGUAGAAAUGCGAGAAAAUUAAAAAAAAAACUUAAAGAAAUUGCAAAAUAAGAAGAAUUACCAAAAGUGUUUGAUAUGCCUGUUUAUAUUGAUAAUGCAAGAGCAGAAACUGCAGCUUUAUUAAUUAAUUUAUCAUCAUUAAAUUUAGAUUUAUUGGCAAUGUCAUUAAAUAAAUUAAAACUAUUAUUAUUAAAUCAUUUAUCUGAUGUUUAUGCCUCAUAAGUUCCAUUAUUAUAAAUUGUUAAUGAUGUAUGUAGAAUAUUAUCAACUUAAACUGAUAAUCCUCUUUAUGCUAUUGAUUAUUCAUAAUAUAAAAAGAAUAUUCCACCUUAAAUUAUUGUUAGAAAAAUUGUUUUCAUUGCCCUUUAAACUUUAAGUGUUGCUGUCUAAACAUUAAGAAGUACUUUAAUUUAAGUCUAAAAAUUAUUUUCUGUUUGUGGAGUUUGGCUUUAAGAUGAUAAUAAAUAAGUUAGUUAAUAAGCUGAAUAAACAAUGCUUGAUAUUCUAAGAUUUUGUGAUGAUUCUUAAUUGUAGAAUAUUUUACCUAAUUUAUAUAAUAAACAUUCUUUUAAUAGUAAAAUUUAUGUUGGAGUACUCAUAGAACAUUUAAUUAUCAAGUAUCAAAGUGAAAUUUUUAAAUCCGUUCAUUUCAAUAACAUUAUUUAAUUAAUAUCUUAAAUGAUCAUAGAUUAAUCAUUUGAUGUUAGAAGAAUUGGAAAAAAAGUAUUUUUUAAGAUCUUGACACUUGGAAAAUAUCAAAUUGAAGAAAUUGUUAUGUAAAUGCAUUAGAAAGAAAAAUAAUCAAUGAAAGAAUUAAUGCAAAGAUAUGAUGAACUAGUUACUGAUCAUUAAAUUGGAAUCUUUGAUUAGGAUGAAUAUAUGGGAUAAUAAGUUAUACCUCAAAAAAUUAAUUUUGAAUAUGAAAUGAUUGAUGACUAAAUUUUUAUGAAAUGA